GUAGUCGUAGAAUCUCGCCGCGCUGUCGUCGCCGCCGCUGCUGCCGUCCCGGGCGCUUGGAGUCGGAAUCGUCCGCGGCGGCUGCGGCAUAAUCUCGCCACACGACGCGCGGAUCAACUCUCGGCGUCCGAAUGUUUACCCUCCGCCACUUCGACCAUGCUGUUACGCAUCGGCCUGCGGUUCGCUGCAGCAAGCCGCCUCUGCCCUCUUCCUGAUCGUGCUGGCACAGCCACCACUGCUGCAUUUGCAUCAGCCACUGCAAACUUGGUCUUGGCACAAUGCCCAAGAAAGGACCAGGAUGAGCAACAGGGAUAGUCCACUCAAGCAAAAUAACGUCCCACCAGGACAGCAGUCAACCGCAGCAAGGAGAGGGCAUGACGACAGUUGCCAGCCCACAAAUGUGGCCACGAUACCAUCCACAAGCACUUCAGAAAGUGACUCGGCUCAUACACCCACUGCAAGUAAUACUUCGCACUCUGCCGCUGCACCCAGUGCAAGACUUACUUGUUCGAAAGAGAAUGAAUCAUUUCCAAGGACAAGCUCUUCACCGGGAGUCUUGGACAACCAUUCUGCGUCGUUAGGGUCGGAUGGUGCGGUUCGUGCUCAGUCAGACGUCGCCUUGCCUACCUCAGAUGAUAAGUUGUCCGCAAAGCCAGGCAAUGAACUUCCACUGCGUCGCUCAAAUAGUGACAGGCCCAGCUCCCAACCCUUGGUGCCAAAGGUGUGUGCUGACGUGAGUCGAACACUCAGUGUGCCUGUGGUUACUUCAAAACAGCCAUGUUCUUCACCAGCCAGGAGGGGACACUUGGAGCAGGGGGCUUUAAGGAGAUCACCAAAUCGUGCCACAGACUCAGUGGCACAAGCGCAGGAUUCAAUGCAAAUCGACCCAAAGACAGACGAGUCACCGCCAAAUGGAAUCUCUUCACACGACCAAAAAUCAGUGCUGCGAAGUGAAGCUGCACUAAACACCACCAUGGUGCAGCAAAGUGUCACGACAGCAGCCGAGGCCCCAUCACAGCCCACAUUUUCAAGCCACCGGGAUUCCCAGUCGUCGGUGCAAAGUACAAGUGAUGCCAGCUCCAUAGAAGUGACGGUGGCCACCCCACCGUCCAGCGAGAAAGAUCUACCAGCAGCGACGAAACUCGAGCUGUGUGGGAUCAGUGCAUCUGUGAACAGUGUGGCAUGCUCAUCUGAUUCCGAUUCUCACGAAAGUGCAAAGGGCAGCCUUGUGUCCACGGAUACGGAUUCGGCGCUCCGAGUUCAGUUCACUGCUUCGGGUGGGAGGGAGAGGAGGGACAGCAGUGGAACACUCUCUCUCAACCAAGCCCAGAUGAUUCCCAAGUCAGUAUCAUUUCAUAGCGGCACAAGCUUACCUGCUGAACGAAAGAUCUGUAGUGCUCACGACUGUCUUCAAUUUAUGAUCACUGGCAGCAGCCUUCUUAAGAUCAGGGCUAGCUCUCGUCAGUACCGUCGCUACUUCACGCUUGAAGAAGAUCUCACGGCUAUUAAGUGGGUGCCAUCUUCAAAGAAGUCCAACAAAGCACGCUUAUCUAUACGCUCUAUACGAGAAAUCCGAAUCGGCAAGAGCACUGAUGUGCUGAGGGACAAGGAAGUGGCGGGAUGUUAUUCCGAGGACUGUGUCUUCUCUGUCAUAUAUGGUGAUGACUUUGAAUCGCUUGACCUCGUGGCCUCUACUCCCGACGAAGCCAACUUCUGGGUCACUGGCUUGAACAUGCUCAUUGCAGCCAAUCGAUCACCCGAUAACCUGGAUGAACGGCAGCGCAUGAGAGAAAAGUGGUUGCAGGAGAUGUUUGAGAAGGCUGACACAGAGAGGAAGGGACUUUUGGAUGAAGUGGAAACUAUAGCCCUAGUUCAGAAACUUAAUAGCCAGCUUAGUGUUGUCCGGUUGAAGCAAAAAAUGAUGGAGUUUGAUGUUGGAAAGACAGAGCAAGACCGGGGCAGGAUCGACAGGUCUCAAUUUGUGAGCUUGUUCAAGGAGCUGGCUACUCGUCCAGAGGUGUAUUUUCUCAUGGUCAGAUACUCUGGCAAGGACUACCUUACUGUUGAAGACCUCCAGUUUUUUCUUGAAGGAGAACAGGAGUUUGAGAACAUCACUGUUGAUGAUUGCCUGAGGCUAAUACAACGAUAUGAGCCUUCAGAAGAGGCCAAGAAAAACAAGCAGAUGCUCUUGGAUGGGUUUACACUCUUUCUGCUGUCAGAUGAGUGCAGCCUAAUGGACCAGGCACACAAGCGGGUGUUUCAGGAUAUGGACCAGCCUCUCUGCCACUACUUUAUAUCUUCAUCACACAACACCUACCUUAUGGAAGAUCAAUUAAAAGGACCUUCAAGCAUAGAUGGCUAUACUCAGGCACUCAGCCAGGGAUGUCGUGUUGUCAAAGUGGACUGCUGGAGUAGCUCUGAGGGGCCUGUGGUGUUCCAUGGCAACACAUUGACAGGAAGAGUGCCACUGAGUGCAGUGCUGGACACUAUUCGAGAGCAUGCUUUCCAGGCUUCUGACUACCCGCUAAUUCUCCAUCUCGAGAACCACUGCUCACCUGAAGCUCAAGAAGAACUCGUGGCCUUGCUCAUGGAGAAACUGGGUGACCUGCUUUACAUUCCCGGCAGAGAUGGCGAGGAGUUCACCACCAAGUUGUCGCCUCAAUCCUUGAAAAGGAAGAUCAUCAUAAAGAGUAAGAAGCUUCCUAAAGACUCUGAGGCGGCGGAAAUAUCUGAAGAGGAUGAUUUUGUUGACAAAAACAGCAAUAGCUCGGAGUCUCCCAAGAAGCUGAAGCUCAUCAAGCCCCUGUCUGACUUGGUGGUGCUGUCAAGAAUCCAUUUCACUGACUUCACAACUUCGCAGCAAUCUCAGGCAGAGAAUGAGGUGUGCACGUUCAGUGAGACCUCUGCUCUCAAGCUGGGUCACGCCUUAGCCGACGAAGUGGCAGCGCACACUCGGCACUUCCUGGCACACGUCUCACCAACUGCCAGUCGUGUUGACUCGAGCAACUACAAUCCUCUGGAACUAUGGGCAUGUGGCUUCCAGAUGGCGGCCAUGAACGUCCAGACAUCCGGCGUCUCGAUGGACCUGCACCGUGGCUGGUUUCAACAAAAUGGCGGCUCUGGCUAUGUGCUCAAGCCUCCCUGCCUGCGCCAACCAUGGUCUGUCUUCAAUGCCUACCGACGGGAAACAUUCUCUGACAAUGAGCCGCUUUACCUGCGAGUCAAGAUCAUUAGUGGCCAGCAGCUGCCACUGCCCAGGGGUGCCUCAAGCAAAGCCACAGCCAUCGACCCUUACGUGACAGUGCAGGUGUUUGGGAUUCCCACGGACUGCGCUGAAGCGCGCACAAAAACGGUUUCCAACGAAGGUCAUUCUCCUAUUUUUGAUGAGUGCUUCGAGUUCACAGUGGCUGCUCCAGAGCUUGCUGUUCUUCGCUUCGCCGUCCUGGAUGAUGAAUUCAUUGGUGAUGACUUCAUUGGCCAGCACUCAAUACCAGUGUCAAGCCUGAAAACAGGCUACCGCCACGUCCAGCUCACGUCGGACACUGGCAAAGUACUUGAAAACUCCUCGCUCUUUCUUCACGUCACCAUGAGCACCCGGUCAGGAGACAAGAAAUUAAGAAGGAAACGAUCCUGGCAGACUCGACCACAGGCGGAGAUGAGGCAUGUUGGUAUUCGUCACCUUGACGAAGCUUUCAAGGGGUCAGCUGGAGCAUUGAAUGAGUGCCAGCGGCUCAAGGGAUCCUUAGAUCGUGCCAUGCUUGAGUGCUGCGAAGAGUGUGGCCUGCCAAGCAGUGCAAACUUGGCCCAGUGCCUGCGAGCAGCAGCACUGCGAUUGGCUUCGGCUUCUGAAGUGGUCGGCAUCAGCAUCGUCGAAGAGAAAGGGUACCCGGUGUUCAAGGUGCAAGGUGAACCCUCUGUAAAGGCAUCAAAACUGGUGACCGCAUUUGACAAGGUGCUGGCUGAGUGCAAGGCCAUUUCCGAGACAUCACACUCUGUUUUCAAGACAUUGAAUGAGUUGUACCAGACCAUGAAAAGUUUCUCCGAGGACCUGAAUGGCACAUGUGCAGCAGUUGGCCUCAAAGGAAAGAAGGCUGAGAAGGCUGCCGAGCACUUUCUAUGGAACGCCAGCAUUGUAGAGUCGAGGAUGGACAUGCUUCGUAAAGUGGAUAAAGAAAGUCGGGUGUGCAUGAAACAGGUACUUCGACUUGGGCAGACUGCGAGACGGCUCUACCAACGAGAACGAGAAGGGUCGUCAUCGCGCACACAGUCUGCAUCGUCUUCUACGGGAAGCACGCUCUCUCCACCAGGGGCCAACACACUUGGCUGCCCACAUCCCCCUCCGCCGACGCCGACAUCUCCAGGUGGCAGCGACACACGAAUACGAGGCAUCCUCAAAAAGACAUCGAACCACCCUCCGCCUCUGAGCUCUCUGGAGGCCGUCAGUGCAAUGGACAAUUCCAACGGAGGAGAGCCGCCGCUUACUCCUUCGCCGUCGCCUCGGGUGAAGCAGGCGCCAAAUCCUACGGAGCUUGGCACAUCGCUCUAGUCGUUGCGGCAGCUCUGCGCCCACCUCGAACUAUGCCGUGAAGUGCAACGGGGUCUCCAAGUCAUCCACAUGCCUGAUGUUCGGAACAUUCAGCAGAUGACAGAAUGGUAGUGGUGCAUGUUUUGAAAGUUCCAGCCAUGCUGCUUGCGUGACUUGCCAACAUGUCCAGUUGUGUGGACAUUUGAGCUUAGUGAACAGGGGAAACAGAGAUGUGGCACUUUAUUUCUUGGCCAGGCCACCUUCAGAGCUUGCCUAACGUGCCAGCUUGGAAGGGUGUGGAACCAUCUCUCAGUUCAUAUAGAGCUCGUUUCCUCUGACGAGCAGUUAGAAGGUGCAAGCGUAGGUAUGCACUUUCAAAUCAUGACUUGGCUUGUGUAGCUUCUUCUGUAGCUGUGGAUGUUGUGAAAGGUGAGUUCUCAAACAAGUCAGAGCUGCGUUUCAAAAUUCAGCAUAGUGCUAGUCAAACAUAAAUGACUGCGUUGAACUCUUAUUACUAAUUUACACGAGCUGUGUGCACACUGACGUGAGUAGCCAGUGGAAGACCCUUUGCACAAAUGUACAUUCUUUAAAGUUCAUGGGCUAGUCUCAAUUCCAAGGUCAUCACAUCCAAUGUAGCACUACAGCAGAUUGGGUUUUGGCCAAACAAUGACUGAAGGUCAUGACUUUUGUCUCUGCAGUUCUGUGCAGCCUGGUUGAACCUGGAUUCAUAGAGGGAUGGGGCUGAAGAGAUAGAGCAAAGUUGAAUUUAAGGCAAGUUGAGGUGCAGUGCCACACGACUUUCUGAGGCAACGUUGACCUUUCGUUGGUCCCACUUAUCCCACUAUAAACUACUGCUUUGUUACCACCUGUUACAAGCGUCUGCUGCAUACUAUGUAUGCACUUAUUGGUCUGAUGUCACGGGUAAACCUUGACACGAAGACUACUUUAUUGUGUGCAUAAGCAAGUAACUAUUUAUAGCCCUGAGUCUUCCUUCUGCUGCGCAGAACUGUGGAGCUGUAAUGUUGAGCUUGUGUGCCUGGUGCACAGGUACAGCGGCUGCUGCUUGCAUGCAACAAAGGGUGCAUCUGUGUGUGCAUCGCCUGUGCCAAUGGUGUUGAGGUGCCUUUCACAUCAGUGAUGAUAUGCGUGAACCGUCGACUUGAGGCUAGCCCAUGCUCUUCAGAGGGGUCACGUCAACAGUGUCAGUCGCAAGUGUCGAGCAUAGUGACACAAUCAAGGCUACUCCGAAUUUGCGACCGUAGCAUUGGCACGAGCUUGGCGAGAAACGGUGAUAGUCAAUGUGCCGCGACUUUCUGUAAAUGCGGUUCACAGAUUGCUGUGUUUGCCGUGGCAUCUGUGGGUGGCUUACCUCGAGUCAUCCAUGUGUAUAUAGUUGAAACAUAAUGAAGAUGUCUGUCAUUCCCAAGAGCAUAACUAAAUCUUGAGAGUGCUUGGCUAUGGCAGAAAAGCCGACUGCUGUCGAGAAAGGGAGGGCCUUGCACAGCUAACUUAGAUGCUGGGCUCUCUGCUGAGAGUCUGUAUAUAUUGAGUAACUGACCAGUGUUCACCUUUUUGCUUUAACUUAUUGCGGAGAAGGAGGAGGACCUUCUUUUUCUUCCACGUGUUGAUAGAAUCCUUCAGAGUGGCGGUGGCUUUCUGGAUCACCACUAGCUAGUUUUUGUUGUGGGGUACACUACGUUGUUUGGCUGUUGUCAAUACGGUAGACUGAGCUCAAGCUGUACUUUUGACUUGAAGAGGAGGAAAAAAAAAUUUUAUCAUAAUCGGAGGAAGCUCUUUUGCUCUGUAUUUCAGAGAGGCAACAAGGAACACAAAUCUCUUGUGGCAUUUGCUGCAGCUGCUUUGUGAUAGGGUAACGUAUGGAAUGUGUGCAUAAUCUAAGUUGUUGAAUUGUUGUCUAUGGAAGCCUGCUGCAUAAUAUGUAUGCUGCAUGGUCACAAAGGUACUGUUGCAAGACUAGGAUAUUGUUAGGCAGUAUUGCAGUUCUCCUGAACAUUUAAAGAGUAAUGUUGCUAUUUCGCUUGAUUUUCUGGCAUUAGAGCAGAAGAAAUACUGCCUCAAAGAGUGCCGCCAGAGCUCAAAGGCUCCUGGCCCCCAUCUAGGCAGGAUUGCCCCCCCCCCACAAAUCUGCUGGCAACCAAAAUCAAAGUUAUUUCUCUCUCUCUCUCUCAAAGGCAUGGCCAAAUGAAUUUAUGGGGCACUUAUUGGUUAAUUCCCAACCUGUUAGCUUUGUAGUUUGUGAUGAUUAUGCACCAGGCAAGACAAUUAACUGCACAUGCCAAGUAAAAAAAAAAGGAUUUUGAGCGUUUCAAUAGACUAACAAAACAAAAAACGGUCUCAGCAUUUUGAUUUGAUUAUUUAGCCCAUAGGUGAAACUUCCCUUAGUGCUUGUUGAGGAAUGAAUCAAUACUCAGUUGAGACACCUGUCCUCUAAGCUUGGUAUGUUUUAGUUGCCCCAUAUGUGAAGUGAACUAUUUUGUCUGGUAUAAUAAUGUCCCCAUCCUUUGGCAUAAAAUUAACCUGUUUGAAGUUAAUGCUGUAUUUGUCCCAUUUCCUCCUUUCUCCUCAUUCGUUAUAUGCUGCUCGGCUUGGAAGUGCACGGAGAGGUUUCUGAAGAGUAGGCGUUGGUGGUUUCUCAUGUUUUGUGCAGUAAGUUUUAACAGUUCUUUUUGGAACUGGACAUGCAAGUGUGAUGAAAAAAAAAAUGUUGAAGAGGAUUUUUAUUCUUGCUUUACGACAUGAUAGAGCUUGAUAAACUGUGUUCCAGUGGCACCAGGAUGUUCGAAUUAGCAAGGUUAAAGAAAACACUUACAAGCACGAUAUUCCUUGUAAUCGGACCGCUCUCAAAUGGCCGUCCUUUAUUUGUUUUGAUGUCUUUGUUUUAUGUACAGUUAUUUGCGUGCAUGCACUAUAGUUGAAGAAUCAAGCCUUUUUUACACCUUUUCAUCAACGUGAUCAAGGUGCUUCACAAUCCCAGUCCUGGCACUGCAGUUAGUACAUGCGUACCGUGUGCACACUUUGCCACAAGAAAUUUUGUGGCUUGCUUGUAAUAGGUGAGUUUGAGGCUGGUAACUCAGUGCCCAUUAGGAUAAGGAGCCUUGCUUAGCUGUGCAAUUGUUCCGUCUGAGCUGAGGCUAUGGACUUGCGUUUACUGCUAGAACUAUGCAGAUAACUAAUACUGUACUACCACUGGAACACAAUUGUGCUUUUUGUUGAAUUGUUAUUGUACGUAGAGUUUAUAUUAUUGACACGGGAGGAAGUAUUCACAGCCCUGCGCGCUUGACUCAUAAGCUGACCAAUGCAGAGAUGUUGAGCUUGCUGUCAGAAAAUGUUUUGUCUCAUCGAGACGCAUUGCCUGGCGUUCUGUACCAAUAGCAUACCCUCACGUGGGCACCAUGUCGUGUUAGCAAAGGCACUUAUUGGAUUUGUUGAAAAUCUGUUGGUCCAGAGCAAAGUCAUACAUACUAUUUAGCUGUUGACAGCUGCGUACUCUAGAGACCUCUGUAAAUUAAGUCAGAGUAAUCUUGGUGUAACCUCAGUGAUAGAGCAUGUAUAUGCGAAGCUUGAUUUUUUUCUAUAUAUAUAAUUAGUAUUUGAAUCGGAGGCUGUCUGCUGGCCAGUAUCACUCAACAGCACUGCUUUUUAGCUGUCAGGCAUGUUACUUAAGGUUGGGAAAUGCUGACUCAUACAUUCCAAUUAAACGAACUUGUGAAAAGCGGCAGUCAAUCUUCAGUGGUUAUUGGCCUUCAAGGAAGCGUAUAAGAAGCUACCAGUUAAGAGCAUGUUACAUAGUAACUGUACUUUGGAUACAAAGAAAACUUGUGAUCAUAUGAAAAAAUUUCUUUUAUGAGUUUUUUGUUGGGUAGGGUUCAUUGUUUGCUUGUAUGCGAGUUUUCUAAAUAUGGUUGCUGUGCGCCAGUGGGAAAAUAUCGUUUUUUCUAAUGUCAGAAUAGCAGAUCAGGUAAUGUUGGAAAAGAUCAGAAAAAAAAAAGGGAAAGUAAAAUCUGUCUGCGCACUAACUUUUCAAUAAUUCCUGAUGCCAUUUUGAAAAUAAUAUUACUAGCACCUUUAGAAAACUUCGGGCUGACAGUGGCUGGGACCAGAGGCUAAUAAUUCUGGUUUCUGUGGGGGUGCUGUUGUAAGUUUUAUCAAGAGUGGUCCUGAGUGCUUCUAUUUGCACAAUGAAAUGACAACAGUCGCGCAGAGGUUGUGCAACUGUCUUCUUGCAGUUAUUAUGUAUUGUAAAGUUAGGGCUCCGUGUUUUCGGAUAAAUUCGAAAAAAUCCGAUAAGCACUCGCUGGUAAAAUUUUCGACAAUUUGGAUUUAUCUGAUAAACUUCAAUUUUAACGGCCAAUAUGACCCUGUUUCGUUCUUUAUCGAAUAAGCAUGUUCUAAGCGGUCACUGAUACAUUGGCUGGUUUGGCCGAUAUAAACUUUACCUCAUGCCAACAAUAUCUCGUAGACCACACCCAUUGCACACUUAACAAAGGGCUGUCACACUCGGAGCGAGAGACAUCAACGUACGGCACCCAGGAGCACGAGACAACAUCUUGAUAUAAGGUCCCCUGGCGGCACUGCGGCGCACCAGACGACAGCGAACGUACAUGCCUCGUAAAGUAUGUUUGCAUCUAUUACAACAAGCUUUAAGGUUGUAAUACACACAAACGUAGCAGUUUCGUAUUCAUGUACCUGUGCUUGUUUGUAUGUGUUUGUGCAUUCAAACCUCCCAGAAAACUAAAAUACGCUGCGUCUGUUCCGAUGUUUUCGUGUUCAGAUACCAUUACAUCUAAGGUAUUGGAGUGUUCAGAAUAAUGCAAAAUUGAACUCAGAAGUUCAGAGAAUUGAAGAUUUAUGAAAAAUAAACACUUAUAAAUGCCAAAUUUCCACCACUAAAUAAACUCCAUAAAACGCCCUCCGAAUUUCUAGAAAAAUAAACUCCGAAAAGACGGAGCCUUAUAUAUACGUAGUUCACAUUUCAGUCUUCAGGCAUCCUGAUGACAUAGGAGCGGGCAUUAGCAAAUCCUUCUCCAAGCCAGAGAUGACAAAUGAGAGUUGCCAACCAUCAUGGUAACUCAUGCAAAAGACAGAUGUUUUGAAAAGUGCAGGGUAGACACAUACGAGCAUUCCUGUACUUGAUGGCAUUUCCACUGCUGCUUUGUUGUAAUGAAACUUGAGCCAAAGUUUAACUUUCAGAUCAUAUUGAACUAUGUCAAAGCAUACCAACAAACAAUACAACCCACCAAACACCAAUUUCUGUCAUUGUGUCUGCCCAUAGGAGAACAUUUAUGCAGCUGUAUGUUAUGGGCAGAUUUUUUUAGCAGCCCCACUUUUAGCUCUCUUGUCAAGGCAAAUGUUACUGGUAACACUGACAUUUAGCACUAAACAAGAAAGUACAUUGUAUCAUUCAAAAGUAGAGCUCCGUAGUAACUUGUAUUUGCCUCCAUUUGCAAGACAUUCCACAUUUGGUAGUUCAGCUGUACUUUGAAUUACAGCAUCCUGGUGCUGUACCCUUUAACAGUCAUUUUCCUUCAUUCAGUUAACUCGCUUUUGUCAGUUGGAAUGAAAGUUGACUGUCGCCAAAAUGGCACACGCGCAGCCUAAUUAGUACUGCACUAAUAAACGUUGGUGUGAUUAGCCACUGAGCAGGAGAAAUGCAAAAAUAGUUAAUUGGGUAAAGAACAUUUACGAUUUCUAGCCCUUGCUGCUCAAGAUUAAAAAAAAAAAUUGUUCUUGUUGAAGCUGCACGAUGUUACAAAACCUGGGCAUGCAUAAUUAUGCACUCACUCAGCCUUUUUCAUGAUGUACGCACUUUAAAAAUGUCCAAUGCUGUCAGUGCUGUGGUAAAUUGUAACAAAUUGAAGGGAAGCUGAAGUGGUACUGCAACAGUACUUGCGAGGCGUGAUAAUAUUGAUGAAAAAUUGAACACUUCUCUGUUUGGAUCUACAAUUUCGUAUUAAGGCUUUAAAAAAUGAAAAGCCGAUGUACCUACUACAGGACCUCUUGCUAGUUGCCCAGCCCACACAUGACUGUCUUCGUCCCAUAUUUUUCUUAAUUUUCGUAAUAAGUAUAUUCAUAAGUUACAUAGGCAUGGCUGGUCUAAAGCAGUUUUUUGGUCAGGCACCACCUGUGGUCACCAUGUGUCGAUAUAUAAUCGUGAAACAAAUCUCUGUAUUGCAGAAUUGGCAUCCAGAUUUUAGUCAUUGUGGUUAUUGGUAUCAAUAUCUUGUUGGAAUCUUGGUGCCAAAUCCCCUUCAGAAAUGACCCAUAUUGAGAUAUGGGAAAGGUCUUCUUUCAAAUGGCGUCAGCUGAUAUUUUGUAUUUUGUACAAACUACCCCCCACUCCUAUCACCGUCCUGGCGAUUGCAGAAGUUAAUUUUCGUGACUGCGGCCCGCUAGCUAAGGUGAGCUUGAGAUCCUUGGCCUACUACAUCUAGCAACUCCUGUGCAUUGAGUUCGGGAAUAGUUGUGAUUGAAUUAGCACUCUGAGCUGCUAUAUGUUGUCAGAUGAAGCUCCCGUCCACACUUGUUUUCUGAAAUGGGCAAUAGCAAUAAUGUCAUUACUGCAGCUUAAUUAAAAAAAAGAUGCCAGGUGUGAAGCCAUGAUUAAAUUAUUUCAACAUUUUUAUUAACAGUCAGCAGUUUUUUGCUCCUGUAAGCGUUUAGACAUGCACAGUGUUUAUAGGUUAUGGAAAAGCUUUGUCAGAGUGUUGCAAAAAAAAAAAAAAAAGAGCUCUUCAGCUUCCCUUUAGGGCUGUUACACUUUCCCUUUGAACCGUCCAACAUUCACUUUGACAUUUACUGACUGCAAGCUGUAUAAAUUUGACUCGUUGAAUUGUAGCGUCAGUGACCACUGAACCUCUAGCAUGAUGAGCAUGUAAAAGCAUCGGAGUGCAUUGUGUCAGCAUCAAGAAACCUUUUGCUAUGUUACACGUCACAUCUGUUCAUGCUCUCAAAGUCUUGCACGACAGCUUCUGGCCUGUGAUUCAGGGCACCACCUAUCACAUAUAUUUGUGCCACAUUUGGUCCAUUGCUGCCAUUUGAAACCUUAUAGUAUGUCUGCUAGAUAUGAUCUGACUCACUGACAAGAAUUUCCUAAUCGUCUCUACGUAAAUGGGUGGAGACACUGAGCAGGCAUGUGGAUUUGAGAAUGUUUAAAAGAGUGAUUGAUUAAUUAGGUUCUUAAUACGCACCCACACACACACUAUUAGUGCAAAUGAAAGAAAGGGUCAAAAAGCUGGAUUGUGAAGAUAGUCCUUAAAAAAUCAUUUCUUCUUCCUGCAUCUUGGGCAAUCUUAUGCAUAUUUGAAAUGCUAUUAGUUGAGCUACUGCGAUGGCACCCUGUCUCAUCUGAUCCUUCAGCCUCUUUUAUUUUUAUCUUUUGUCUUCAAGUGAAGCAGCAAACAUAGUUGAUAAAAGAAUAUUUCAUGCUGCUCGGACACAGUGUGGAAACUGGAGCUUGCACACAUUAGCUUAUCCCUAACGAAUACUUGAAAUUGUGAAAGGGGUUUGUACCUAGCAUCUGGCUUUUACAUUUGCUGAGAGCACAUUAUUAAGAACACCCACCAUCCAAUCAUGCUGGCCUACCUGACUGCCAGUGGGGCUGACUUGUCUGGUUUGUCCAGCUAGCCAGUGAUAUGACGUCCAUGGCAUUUGCUGGUCAGUCAGUUACACAACAUUCUCGCAUCACAUUGUCUCGGUGAAUGUUAUUUAAUUUACAGUAUGUAGUUCGCAACAUGCAGAAAAAAAGAUUUCAAGAUGCAGUACACAAUCAUAGUAAAAUUAGCAUCCAAAGUUCGGCUGUUUUCUUAAACAGAAGUGAUCCAUAUGCUGCAUCUAGCAGAAUUAUGUCAACAGAGGCAUUCAUGUCUGAUCUGUGCCACAUGUUGUCAUUCACGCCACUUAUGGUUACUAAUGGGAAAUAUAAAUAUAUAUUUAGUUGCAAGAUUGCAAGGAUAGGAGGGGGUGGGGGUAUGUUCUGUAAGAGUCCGCCAAGUGGACUGCUAUGGAAUAACCCUCCAGUUCUCAUGGUGAAAGUUGACUCCCGAUCUACGGGCUUCAUAUGUCGUUACAGCCACAAGGCAUCUCUCAUUCACUCAACUCUUUCUGCAGUCCACUCAGACUGUCUCAUAGUGCUUAGAGAGUCUCAAAUGCAAGCAGUCGGCAAAUACUUAGUCAUACAUCCAGAAUUACCGAAGUGGCAGCACUGUGACAUGCACGUUUAAUGCAUUGAUUGCGCUCAAGCUGUUCAUUCCAUUUUGUUUAUAUUCCUCUCGACUUCUGCCUUCAGUGCAAAGUGUGCUUUUAUCCAAUGAACUUGACUGAAUAGAGUGGCCCACAGUUCCUUCAAAGAGUUGAACUAGUCUGUUUCUCAUCAUUUUAUUUUUCUUGGUAUGUUUCAAGACCUGUUCAAUGCAAAGUUACAUAAUAUGAUGUUGCAAGAGUACCUUUAACACUUUAACUGAAAGUGUGUUCCGUCAGUGUACACCGGUGUUUUAUUAAAGGAAAGCGGUUACCAUUAAUUAUG
Molecule: messenger RNA, 13067 nt
Organism: Rhipicephalus sanguineus (brown dog tick)
Lineage: Eukaryota; Metazoa; Arthropoda; Arachnida; Ixodida; Ixodidae
Product: inactive phospholipase C-like protein 1
Exons: 27
Coding region: 299-4546 (1415 amino acids)
Biological process (GO): intracellular signal transduction; lipid metabolic process
Molecular function (GO): phosphatidylinositol-4,5-bisphosphate phospholipase C activity; calcium ion binding
Source: RefSeq, a predicted model, not a curated record